Sodiomyces alkalinus F11 is the source of this 1059-nucleotide messenger RNA. RefSeq lists its product as hypothetical. Gene Ontology annotation, cellular component: endoplasmic reticulum membrane; Hrd1p ubiquitin ligase ERAD-L complex. The transcript is spliced from 3 exons. The coding region runs from base 204 to 986 and encodes 260 amino acids. NCBI's taxonomy places the organism in Eukaryota, Fungi, Ascomycota, Sordariomycetes, Glomerellales, Plectosphaerellaceae. Gene Ontology annotation, biological process: endoplasmic reticulum unfolded protein response. The record is from RefSeq and is a predicted model, not a curated record. Gene Ontology annotation, molecular function: misfolded protein binding; ubiquitin-specific protease binding.
CCUCCUUGGAAGAGGACACGCCCAAUCUUCGACCCGGGAACAUCCCCUGUAUUAUUCCAAUACUGGUUGCAGAUACCAAUCAGGGAAUAACUGGUCGUAUUCUAUUUUGUCUCUGCAGUUAUUGGAGAGAAUUCAUCCACGUUCGCGUUGGUUGAGCAGUUUCUAAUCGCUGAGCUGCUGGUCUAUCACCCAACGUCGCCAGUAUGAGCAUGGCAGACGUGACAGACGGCUUCUGGCGGCUUCCCCCCAUUGCCAGGACCAUUUCUGCAGCAACUCUCGUGACAUCUGUCUCCAUUUAUGCCGGACUCCUCCCGGCGUAUUGGCUCGCCUUUAUUCCCGCUCGUCUAUUCACCUUUCCUCCCCAGAUAUGGCGCGUCUUCUCAAAUUUCCUUCUGACGAGACCAAAGCUGAGCAUGACAUUUGAUGCCUACUUCCUCUAUACCAAUACCAGGUCGCUUGAGAUGGACAACCCGAGGUUCGCCAAGCGUGAGGAUCUAAUUUGGUAUUUCAUCUUCGUCUGCAGCGCCAUCACGGCCGUUUGCACUUACCUCUUUGGGGGCGGUUUCUUUCUUCCCGCUUUGAUCCUCGCCAUAUGCCGCACAGCGACCCAAGAUCAGCGAGGCAUGAAGGCCAGCAUUUACUUCUUUACCAUCCCUGCCCAGCUCAUGCCGUUCGCUUUGUUGCUCAUGUCUCUCCUCAUGGAUGGUCCCUUCCUCAUGGAACUCUGCGGAUUGUUCGUAGCACACCUCUACGACUUUCUUACUAGGAUCUACCCAACCUUCACCGGCGGCAGGAAUCUGCUCCCUACCCCUGCGUUCCUCUCUCGCAUAGUCCAGGCACCGCGCGAUAUUCGUCGCAGUUACGGUACGGCUUUCCGUCCGCCCACCGAGACGCCGUCUGGUAACGCCACCGGUUCCUCGACUGGAAGCGGGCCCCUCCCCGAAGCGUGGAGGUCAAGAGGCCCUGGUAGGCGUCUGGGCGAUUGACUUCGAUGUUGGGAGCUGUACAUUACUAUUACCGUACUUUAGAAAUGAGUUAUGAAAUCAUGGAACAUUAACC